GUGGCCUAACCAGGAGAGACCUGUGCCCUGAAGCAUACUCGCGCCCUGAGCUACUGCACCCUAAAGCAGGAGGGUGCUGUGCCUCAAGGCGUCCCUUGCCUGGUCUGGCCGCACCACAUCGCAAUGGAUAACGUUGUGCCGCUGGAAGCAGAGCUGAAGCACCAGCGGCUGUUCAAUACCACGCUGAAUGAUUCUUUUGCCAACCAGUUCAUUCAGCCCCCGUGGCAGGUGGCUCUGUGGGCUGUUGCCUACACCCUCAUCGUGGUGGUGUCAGUGGUGGGGAACGUGGUGGUGAUGUGGAUCAUCCUGGCUCACAAGAGGAUGCGCACUGUCACCAACUACUUCUUGGUGAACCUGGCUUUUGCUGAAGCCUCCAUGUCUGCCUUCAACACAGUGGUGAAUUUCACCUACGCCAUCCACAAUGAGUGGUACUACGGUCUGCUAUACUGCAAGUUUCACAACUUCUUCCCCAUUGCUGCUGUAUUUGCCAGCAUCUACUCCAUGACAGCCAUUGCCCUGGACAGGUACAUGGCUAUCAUCCACCCACUGCAACCCCGGCUCUCAGCCACUGCCACCAAGGUGGUCAUUGGUGUCAUCUGGCUCCUGGCAUUUCUGCUGGCCUUCCCCCAGGGUUACUACUCAGUGAUGGAGGAGCUGCCAGGCCGGCUGGUGUGUCUGGUGGCAUGGCCAGAGCACAGCACCGAUGUGUAUGGAAAAACGUAUCACUUCUGCAUGACCGUCCUGAUCUACUUUUUGCCGCUCCUGGUGAUAGGGUGCGCCUACACUGUGGUCAGCAUCACCCUCUGGGCAAGCGAGAUACCUGGUGACUCCUCAGACCGCUACCAUGAGCAGGUCUCGGCUAAGCGGAAGGUGGUGAAGAUGAUGAUUAUUGUGGUGUGCACAUUCGCACUCUGCUGGCUACCCUACCACAUCUACUUCACCCUGCAGUAUUUCAACCGCGAGUGGUACCUGCAGAAGUUCAUUCAGCAGGUCUACCUGGCUAUCAUGUGGCUGGCCAUGAGCUCCACCAUGUACAACCCCAUCAUCUACUGCUGCCUCAAUGACAGGUUUCGUGUAGGCUUCAAGCAUGCAUUUCGAUGGUGCCCAUUUGUCAGCGCUGGUGAGUACGAGGGCCUGGAAAUGAAGUCAGCCAGGUACCUGCAGACACAGAGCAGCAUGUACAAGGUCAGCCGGAUAGAGACCACCGUAUCCUUAGCGGUUGGUGCAGCUGAGGAGGAGCUGGAGGAGAGCAACAAGGCCAAACGUCUCUCUGUAGACAUGACCUCCAAUGGCUCCUCCCGCAGUGACUCCAAAACUGUGUCCGAAAGCUUCAGCUUCUACUCCAACACACUCACCUAAUCAGCUCCCAGGCUCCAUCAGGCACCCAUGAGAGUCCUGCCAUACACUUUCCCUCACUGGGA
Messenger RNA from Cygnus atratus (black swan), 1421 nucleotides. It is a transcript of the gene TACR1, whose product is annotated as tachykinin receptor 1. Gene Ontology annotation, cellular component: plasma membrane; sperm midpiece. NCBI's taxonomy places the organism in Eukaryota, Metazoa, Chordata, Aves, Anseriformes, Anatidae. The transcript is spliced from 5 exons. Bases 124 to 1359 code for a protein of 411 amino acids. The record is from RefSeq and is a predicted model, not a curated record. Gene Ontology annotation, biological process: positive regulation of flagellated sperm motility; G protein-coupled receptor signaling pathway. Gene Ontology annotation, molecular function: substance P receptor activity.